CCUAAAUGAAUUUGACGCUAAAUCCGACAGUCAGCAUCAGCUGGUUUACUGAUGUCCUGACUGUCGCACAGUCAACUUCAGGACCGCCUUUUAUUUAUUUAUUUAUUUAAUUAAUUUAUUUAAUAAGAUAAGAUGGAUUUCUCUAAACUGCCUAAAAUCCGUGAUGAGGAGCGUGAGAGUCAGUUCGGUUACGUCCAUGGCGUCUCCGGUCCCGUGGUGACGGCGUCCAGCAUGGCCGGGGCUGCGAUGUACGAGCUGGUGCGAGUCGGUCACAGUGAGCUGGUGGGAGAAAUUAUCCGACUGGAGGGAGACAUGGCCACUAUUCAAGUGUAUGAGGAAACCUCCGGUGUGUGUGUAGGAGACCCUGUGCUGCGGACUGGGAAACCCCUGUCGGUGGAACUCGGGCCGGGAAUCAUGGGUUCGAUCUUCGACGGGAUUCAGCGACCGCUAAAGGACAUCAACCAACUGACAAAGAGCAUUUACAUUCCCCGAGGAGUGAACAUCGGAGCGCUGAACCGCCAGAUCAAGUGGGAGUUCUCUCCAUCACAGAGCCUCAGGGUGGGCAGUCACAUUACUGGAGGUGACAUUUACGGUGUCGUGAUUGAAAACUCGCUCAUUAAACACAAGGUCAUGUUACCACCACGUAGCCGAGGAACAGUGAGCUACAUCGCUCCACCCGGACACUACAGUGUAUCUGACGUGGUGUUAGAGUUGGAGUUUGAAGGUGUGAAGGAGAAGUUCAGCAUGGUGCAGGUGUGGCCCGUGCGUCAGCUUCGACCCGUUAACGAGAAACUCCCUUCCAAUCAUCCGUUACUAACGGGCCAGAGAGUCCUGGACGCACUGUUCCCGUCUGUACAGGGUGGCACCACGGCGAUCCCCGGAGCGUUUGGUUGUGGGAAGACGGUCAUCUCUCAGUCUCUGUCCAAAUACUCCAACAGUGAUGUCAUCGUCUACGUGGGCUGUGGAGAGCGCGGCAACGAGAUGUCUGAAGUGCUGAGGGAUUUCCCUAAGUUGACGAUGGAGGUGGAUGGGAAGGUGGAGAGCAUUAUGAAGAGGACGGUGUUGGUGGCGAACACGUCUAACAUGCCAGUGGCAGCACGAGAGGCAUCUAUUUACACCGGCAUCACUCUGUCUGAGUAUUUCAGAGACAUGGGCUACAAUGUGAGCAUGAUGGCUGACUCCACCUCCCGAUGGGCGGAGGCUCUCAGAGAAAUCUCCGGCCGAUUGGCUGAAAUGCCGGCUGACAGCGGGUAUCCUGCGUACCUCGGUGCACGUUUAGCGUCAUUUUACGAGCGAGCUGGUCGCGUGAUAUGUCUCGGAAACCCUGAGAGAGAGGGCAGUGUGAGCAUCGUCGGAGCUGUGUCGCCCCCUGGUGGUGAUUUUUCAGAUCCUGUGACAUCAGCGACUCUGGGAAUCGUGCAAGUGUUUUGGGGUCUGGAUAAGAAGUUGGCUCAGAGGAAACACUUCCCGUCAGUGAACUGGUUGAUCAGUUAUAGUAAAUACACGCGUGCGCUGGAUGAGUAUUACGAUAAACACUUCCCUGAGUUCGUCCCUCUGCGCACUAAAGCUAAAGAAAUCCUUCAGGAGGAGGAGGACCUCGCUGAGAUCGUCCAGCUCGUCGGCAAGGCGUCUCUGGCGGAAACGGACAAAAUCACUCUAGAAGUGGCCAAGCUCCUCAAAGACGACUUCCUGCAGCAGAACGGAUACACAAUAUACGACAGGUUCUGUCCGUUCUAUAAGACAGUAGGAAUUCUGUCUAACAUGAUAACGUUCUAUGACCUGGCGCGUCACGCGGUGGAGACGACGGCUCAGAGCGAUAAUAAAGUCACGUGGGCGAUGAUCCGAGAGCACAUGGGGGAAAUUCUGUACCGGAUCAGCUCCAUGAAGUUCAAGGACCCAGUAAAGGAAGGAGAGAGGAAGAUUAAAGCUGAUUACGCUCAGCUAAUGGAGGACAUGCAGAACGCCUUCCGCUCACUGGAGGACUAGAGUGUGAUGUUUGUGACCUUUGACUUUUAACCUCCCAUGUGCUGUGCAAAGACUGUACUCUGUGUGUGUGUGUGUGACAAUAAUUGUACUGUACCAUUUCUGUUUACCAAAAUUUCCGCUGUGUGUGUGACUGAGGAACACAGAAGGGAGGGGCACUAAUUAAGCCCCGCCCCUUCUCUAUUCCGUGACCAGUAGCAGCGUUGUUAAUGGAGUGGCGGGACGGCUCGACUUUCUAUUUAUUUAUUUAUUUAUUUAUUUCCAGUACAGACCUCAGUGUGUGACGUGCUGUUCAUUAAUGUGUGUUUAUACAAAUAUUCAGGUGUGUGUGCGUGUGUGUGUGUGUCUACACAGUGUUGCUGUGACAGUGUGUGUCCUGUAUCUGUCAUCUGGAGCAGAAAAUAUUAAAUGAAGACUGGAGAUGUGUGUGUUUAUUUUCUCUGCACCUUCACACACUCAUGUGAUGCUGUUAAUACACACCUCAGAGGGCUUAGGGGAAGUGAACAAGGGCGCAUUGUGGACUACACUGAAACACAACAUCUCAUUAACAAGUUACGGCUACACACACACACACACACACACACAC
Messenger RNA from Pangasianodon hypophthalmus (striped catfish), 2569 nucleotides. It is a transcript of the gene atp6v1aa, whose product is annotated as ATPase H+ transporting V1 subunit Aa. NCBI's taxonomy places the organism in Eukaryota, Metazoa, Chordata, Actinopteri, Siluriformes, Pangasiidae. Bases 133 to 1986 code for a protein of 617 amino acids. The transcript has 15 exons. Gene Ontology annotation, cellular component: lysosomal membrane; proton-transporting V-type ATPase, V1 domain. Gene Ontology annotation, molecular function: ATP hydrolysis activity; proton-transporting ATPase activity, rotational mechanism; ATP binding. The record is from RefSeq and is a predicted model, not a curated record. Gene Ontology annotation, biological process: ATP metabolic process; proton transmembrane transport.